AUCAUUAUAGAAUUUAAAAAAAUAAAAAUUAAAAUUAAGUGACUAGAUAAAUAUAAACUCCAUAACAAAUCAAAGUAGUUUUUUUUAGGAAAAUCAAAGUAGUUAAUUAAAUAGUACAAACAAAUAAUAAAAUACUAGUAGGAAAUACAACCUACCAAAAAUAAAACCUACCAAAAAGAUAGGUGUGUAAAACAAAUCAAUUUGUUAUCAAAUACUAGUAGGAAACAAUCAUCAACAAAUAAUCAACCAAUAUAUGUCAAAAAAAAAAUAACCAUAUUAUUCGUAUAUAAAGAUUCUAGUAAAUCUUUUUUGCUAUCUUUUUUCAACAAAAAAAACAAUCUUUUAUUUUUUUUACCCCUCUUGAUACUCUUUCUAAAACCCUAAUCACUCGGAUCUUCUUUAAACCCUCUAUAAAUAUUUCUCCCCCUUUCUUUUCUUCCUUCUAUUUCUCUCUCUAACAAAUAAUUUUUUCUUAGAGUUUUCUCUCUCAAUCAAUUCAAUGGACCGUCAAUGGCGUCCUUCUUUCUCUUCCAACCCUCCAUCUCCCCCUUCUCCUUCACACCACCUCCCUUCACCAUCCUUGCAAGAUCAAUUCUCUCGGCUUUCGCUAUCAGGUUCCGAUUCCGCUUCCCAAUUCCCGAACCUCCCUCGCCCUAACAACAAUGAUUCAUAUCAUCAUGAUCUCGAGUAUCAGUUGAAUAGAAUGCGACAACUUAUUUUCGCUGCUGCUAAUCAAGAAGUCGUCCCUGCUCCGUACUACCCGAAGCUCAUCAACAACACUGUCUCCGAUUCUUUGUCAGGUUCGGGUUCAGGUUCAGGUUUAGGUUCGGGUUACGUUCCUCCUUUUGAUUAUUUCGCAAUGAUGCCUCAAAAUGAGAUUCAGCCCGUCCUUGGUAACAAUUAUAGUAAUAACAAUAAUUACUAUAAUAAUCCUGACUUUUUGACGCUUUUUUUGUACAACGCUUUCCAACAAAAUAAUAAUAAUAAUAAUAAUAAUAAUAAUAAUAAUAAUAAUAAUAGUUAUCAUCAUCGUCGUAACAAUGUUAAUUACAACAAUAAUUAUUAUCCAAGGAGGAACUCGAGGGCCACAACGACAGCAACAACGAUAACAGUCCCUCGAACACGAGGGUUUGUUCCGUCGAUGAUGUCAUGGGAAGAAAUCAAGGGAAAUGUUCUGAAAUACGCGACUGAAAAAGAAUAUAGUCUGAUGAUGAUUAAUAAGUUCGAGUUAGGGCAUAUGGAAGGAUUAAAGAUGGUAAUUUCCGAGAUUAAGGAGGGUUUAUCUUUAAUCUUGAUGAAUUCUUGUGGUAAUGAAUUCUUUCAUAAGCUAUUGGAUAUACUUGAUCAUCAAGACAUCGUCGAUAUUCUUAAGGCUCUUGUUGCUAAUCAACAUGAAUUUCUUCGCAUUUGCCUUGAUAAUAUUGGGACUAGGGGAGUCCAGAAACUACUGAGUUGCUUGGAUUCGGAUAGUCUCGAAGAGAAGGCGGUCGUUAUGAAUGCAAUUAGGGGAAGUGUGGUGGCUCUAGCAAAGAAUAUGAAUGGGUUUCAUGUCUUGAAAGCUUUGACAAAAGUUUAUGAAAUCACCGGGGUAAUUAAUUUCUUUAUUCUCAUUGUUAUUAAAUUUGCAUUUUUGUUACCAAAAAAAGUGUGUAAUUGUUACUUGGCAUUAAUUUCACUGCAUAUUUGUUUUUUUAGUUUAGCGUGUUACUGUACAUUCUUUUUGUAAAUUAGUUUUGCGUGUUAUUGUUAUUCGCAUUGACAUAAAGAUUAAAUCGUUAUACGGAGUAUAAUUUCGUGUAUAUGAUUUGUCGUGUCUAAUUUUUAAUUUUGUUUUUCUUAAACGGGUGUAUGGUCUAAAUGUUAUGUAUCCGAUUCAUGCGUGAAUUUUUAUUUUUAUUAACUUUAAAAUUAAAGUGUCUUUGAUGUUGGCCCUGUUUGGUUUUCAAGGGUGGAAAAUUCCUUAAUGAGGAAAACAUUUUCCUUUUAAAAAUAAGGGAAGCCACAUUUUCCUCCCUCCUUACCUCUUUUUUUACUUCCCUUUC
This is a messenger RNA of Chenopodium quinoa (quinoa), 2042 nucleotides long. RefSeq names its product SUN domain-containing protein 2-like. NCBI's taxonomy places the organism in Eukaryota, Viridiplantae, Streptophyta, Magnoliopsida, Caryophyllales, Amaranthaceae. Gene Ontology annotation, molecular function: mRNA binding. The transcript has 2 exons. Bases 500 to 1726 code for a protein of 408 amino acids. The record is from RefSeq and is a predicted model, not a curated record. Gene Ontology annotation, cellular component: cytoplasm. Gene Ontology annotation, biological process: post-transcriptional regulation of gene expression.